GGUGCUAACGUCGGGUUCUCCCCUGCCCCGCCAGUGCCGCAGCUGCUGUACGGGGGGAAGCUGGAUUUCCUCGUCUUCGAUUAUCUCUCGGAAAUCACCAUGUCGCUGCUGACGGCCGCCAAAGCACGGUCUCCCGUUUUAGGUUACACUCCAGAUUUCGUCUCCACUGCCAUGGCUCCCUAUAUAAAAGAUAUUCACAGGAAAGGUGUUCGUGUCAUCAGCAAUGCUGGUGGAAUUAAUCCGCUUGCUUGUGCAGCUGCCCUUCAGGAGGUGGCAAAGAAAGCAGAUGUUGAUUUGAAAAUAGCUGUUGUUGCUGGGGAUGACCUAAUGAGUGAGAAAGAGAACUUGAAAGGAGCUGGUAUCACUGAUUUAGAGAGCGGCAAGCCAUUUCCAGAGAGUGUUCAUAGCAUGAAUGUGUAUCUUGGGGCAAGACCAAUAAGCAGGGCUCUUGACCUUGGAGCUGAUAUUGUUGUGACGGGGAGAUGUGUUGACAGUGGCAUUGUAUUAGGACCACUUAUUCAUUCUUUUGGCUGGAAUAGAGAUGAAUUUGACUUGCUAGCUGCAGGAAGCCUUGCAGGUCAUCUCAUUGAAUGUGGUGCUCAAUGCACAGGUGGAAUAUUCACGGAUUGGCAUGCCGUGCCAGACUGGCACAACAUAGGCUUUCCCAUUGUAGAAUGUUCCUCUGAAGGAGAAUUUAUUCUUUCUAAACCACCAGACACAGGGGGACUAAUCUCUUUUGGCACUGUAGCUGAACAGUUGGUGUAUGAAUUGGGCAAUCCUCAGCGCUAUCUUUUACCAGAUGUCACAUGUGACUUUUCGGAAGUUUCCAUCACUGAAAUUCCAGGUUUUGAUGGUGGAAAUUGCUUGAUUGGUAGUAGUCAGAUAUAUUUGUUUAGUGUAAAGUAUUCAUAG
This is a messenger RNA of Calidris pugnax (ruff), 912 nucleotides long. RefSeq lists its product as uncharacterized. The record is from RefSeq and is a predicted model, not a curated record. The transcript is spliced from 9 exons. NCBI's taxonomy places the organism in Eukaryota, Metazoa, Chordata, Aves, Charadriiformes, Scolopacidae. The coding region runs from base 100 to 912 and encodes 270 amino acids.